Messenger RNA from Aspergillus saccharolyticus JOP 1030-1, 813 nucleotides. RefSeq lists its product as uncharacterized. The coding region runs from base 1 to 813 and encodes 270 amino acids. The transcript is spliced from 2 exons. NCBI's taxonomy places the organism in Eukaryota, Fungi, Ascomycota, Eurotiomycetes, Eurotiales, Aspergillaceae. The record is from RefSeq and is a predicted model, not a curated record.
AUGUUGCCGAAGCUGAAGGCUCUCCUCGUAGGGGGUGGACGAAGCUCGCCACCAGUAGUCUCUGUCGCCCGGCUGUUGGAGAUCCUAGUUCAAUCGCCAUUGAAUGAAAGCCAACCAACCGACUCCUGCGCGGCGUUUGUGCAGCCCAAUGAUGAUUUGGAUAUUGUUCUUGGAAUGAUGCUCGACGCACGGGCGCAGAGCCAGGCGCAGUCUGCCUUGAACAAUGUUCGUUUUCGGGAAUGGAUGAAUCAGGAACCUUCCGAUCUGCUCCUCGUUAAUGCUAACCUCCGAUUGUUUGCCCUUCACAAUGUCUCUCCCAUCUCCGUCUCCUUCGCAUCGUUUGUGAUGAGCAUGGCUGAAACCCGACCGGAGGAUGUGCUCUCGAUGGUCUUAAAUCGGCGAGAACUCCUAAACAUUGAUUUCAUCAAUUCGAGAAGCACUUUGAAGCAGCUGGAGAAGCACGACUUGUAUAAGCUUUGCUGGUUGCUGCACAAACUGGUCCGCCAGUUUUCAUCGGAGAUGACAGUCUACCGUGUUAUUGAUGCAGUGUCUUGCUUUGAUAACGAUCUUCAUGGGAGCUUUCAUGAGUUGGCGGUUGUGCUCGAGUUCUUGCAUGCUGUUGUGCAGGACGACACACUCCGAGCACGAUUCAAGGUCUUGAUGACCAACGCAGACCAGAGCACCAAGCGACUACGUCAGCGAGUAGAUGUGGAACAACAUGUCACUUUGAACUCUCAGUAUCUGUCGCCUCAGAUGAUUUCCGACCAGUCCAUGGCAGCAGGCAUUGAACAGAGGAAGAUUAAGGUAUGCUGA